This is a messenger RNA of Physella acuta, 1086 nucleotides long. RefSeq lists its product as uncharacterized. The record is from RefSeq and is a predicted model, not a curated record. Gene Ontology annotation, cellular component: membrane. Gene Ontology annotation, biological process: G protein-coupled receptor signaling pathway. Gene Ontology annotation, molecular function: G protein-coupled peptide receptor activity. NCBI's taxonomy places the organism in Eukaryota, Metazoa, Mollusca, Gastropoda, Physidae.
AUGAAUGCUCAUUUCAACAUAACGACAAACUACGGCGAUAAAAGCUGGCUUAUGAAUACAAUAGCUCCAGACAAAAUAUCAAAAGACAAGUUGGUUUCAGACACAGCAUUAGCGCUUGUAGAAUUCAUCAUCAAUCAAUGGUUGAACCUAGUGCUUUGUGUUCUUGGGAUCGCAACCAACGUCAUUGAAUUAUACGUGUUCAGUAAGCUCGGGUUUAGAGAAACCGUCAACAUCUCCAUGACGUUCAUUGCAUUCUGGGACCUAAUCCGUGUCACUUCCGGCGCUGGACACAGACUCUACGGACCCGUGUCGUUGAUUUCACCCAGUUUGGGAAAAACAUGGCAAACGUUUACUCUACUAAACUUACACUACCUGCACAUCAUAUCCAGUAAUGUGUCUUACGUACUGGGCGCCUACGUGGCUGUUGAAAGAUGUCUUUGUGUGAGUAUCCCAUUUAAAGUGAAGAGUAUUUUAACUCCUAAACUCACAACAACAGCGUGCGCCAUUAUAUCCGUCGUCGUGUUUAGUACAUUCGUGCCCAUAUUUAUGGUGUUCGAGCCCAUCUGGAUCUUCAACAAACAGAGCAACACUUCCAUAAUGAUGUACCAGUACACCGAUUUUUACAAAACAUACGGGGUUAGGUACCAAGAAGUAAACCAAGCCUUUGGUGCAGUGUAUCCUAGCAUCAGUCUAGCCACCAUGGUCAUCAGUACACUCAUCAUCUCCUACCAUCUACGGAAGGCUCUCAAAUCCCGACAAGUCCUGACUCACGCUGAUGAGAAAAGGGUUAAACAACAAACGAUGAGCAUGAAAGAGAAACAGGUUGUGAAGAUGUUAUUGGUGAUCAUCAACAUCUACAUCGUCAAUCUACUGCCUCGGGUUGUGGGAUAUCUGGCCAUGUUAUUCGAACCAGAGUUCUACACGCUCAGAUUCUACAACAACUUGUUCUGGGUCAUCAUGUACACAGUUUUCGCCCUUGAUUUUUUAAAUUCAUCCGCACACCUCUUUGUGUUUUAUUUUAUGAGCUCAAAGUUUAGAGAAACGUUUGAGGGUAUUCUUAGAGGAAACAAACCUCCCCUUAAAUAG